This is a messenger RNA of Dothidotthia symphoricarpi CBS 119687, 2478 nucleotides long. Its product is annotated as polysaccharide lyase family 1 protein. Lineage: Eukaryota; Fungi; Ascomycota; Dothideomycetes; Pleosporales; Dothidotthiaceae. The record is from RefSeq and is a predicted model, not a curated record. The transcript has 2 exons. Bases 1 to 2478 code for a protein of 825 amino acids.
AUGAAGCCACUCGUUUGUUUGAGUCUCUUUCUGACAGCCGUCUCAUCUUUAAAGUUUCAUGACUCCCCACGAGGCUUGCAAGAUACUCAGAUUCGGAAUGAAACUACAGCGAACAUAGCUACUCGCAUACGCCUCAACCCAGCCAAAAUUCGCGAUUCUGGCGACAAAGACUUCCUCACUUGGACCGUGCCCAAUGCAGCCUCGACAAAACUCACUGUCAAAGACACAAGUCUCUCCCUCUCCCUCUCCGUCGCGAGCGGCAAGCUGGGUGGAAACUAUAACAAAGCCGUAUACACCCGUAUAGGGAUCUCGACUGAAAAUGAUAACGGCGACAACGUAGGAGGUGCAGCUAUCACACUCACCAUACAGGGUCUUUCGACUGGCGAACACUCUCUUCUUACAUGGCACAACGCCUGGGAUGCACUCAAAGAGACCGCUUCUGUGAAUGUUACUGUCAACGGCGGGAACUCGGUCAGCGGCAUUGCACAAUCAGUUCGCGUUGAUAACAUUUGGGAGGCUGCUGCUUCGUUCGUAACUUUCUCAGCUGUUGAAGGACAAGCCAUCGAAAUCGUGUUCGCGCCUGACAGUAGCGGCGAUGGCCGUGUUUUUCUGAACGGGUUCCAAAUCGAUAGCCCGAAUGUUGAGGACCAGAUCAGCUUUCCAGAGCCCGCCCACCAGAACGAAAGGAUCGAAGUCUCAGGUGACGGUGAAAAAUCCGUAAGGGCUAGCUGGAAAGCUGCGCAAGCCCGGGAUGCUGUAUACAACGUUUAUCUUGGGACUUCGCCAACCACUCUGAAAACGGUAGCAACCAGUUUGUCAGAAACGAGCACUACUCUACAGGGGCUCAACUCCAUGGACAGCUUCUACUGGCGUGUAGAUGUUAUUACUAACAAUAAGACCAGCAUUGGUCGGACGUGGACAUUCCGUGUUGCGCAACUUGCUUUCCCAGAAGCUGAGGGCUAUGGGCGUUAUGCCCGUGGCGGACGAGGAGGCCAAGUUAUCCACGUUACUUCACUUGAGGAUUCAGAAGCGGAAGGAACGCUUCGAUACGCUUUAACCAUAGCAAAUGGACCGCGCAUCGUCGUCUUCGAUGUAGGCGGCGUCAUCACCACCAAGUCCAGGAUGACUGUCCAGGGCCAGUACAUCACCGUUGCUGGUCAGACGGCGCCUGGCAAAGGCAUCGUCGUCCAGGGUUAUCCUCUCGGUCUGAGUGGUGCUACGGAUGUCAUCUUUAGACAUCUGCGCGUUUUUCCUGGAAAGGUGUCUAACCAGACUAUCGAUGGUAUGGGAAUGCAAGGCUCCAACUUUUGCAUCUUCGAUCGAUGCAGUAUGGGUUGGACGAUCGAUGAGACGUUUUCCUCUCGCGAUGCACACAACAUCACUCUACAGCGCAGCAUGAUCAGCGAGCCACUCAACAUCGCUGGCCACAAAAAUUACCCAGUGGGUACACAGCAUGGCUACGCUGCUUCUAUUGGUGGCGAAGUUGGCUCGUUCCACCACAAUCUGAUUGCACAUGCUGAGGGUCGCAGUUGGAGCAUGGCGGGAGGUGUGGAUGAUGAGGCGCGGUUUGCGGGUAUGCUGGACAUCCGCAAUAACGUUGUCUACAACUUCGGCGACCGCGUGACGGACGGUGGUGCGCACCAAGCACAGUUCGUUUCGAAUCUGUACAAAAAAGGUCCUGCUUCGACACGAACGUACGCCUUCCGAGCACAGUACGAGGACGAUAUGCCCGGCACACAACAGUAUUUCUGCGAAGGCAACGCGAUGCCAGGUGUUUUCUCCGAGGACAGCGAACAAUACGUCUCCGAUGGCACAGGCAAAUCUUCCAACGUGGCUUGCUGGGCGGAUGUAACGAUCGGUAAUGUCACAUACCAAAAGUUCGUCCCUGAGCCGUGGUUCGAAAGUCAUGUUGAGACACAAUCCGCUACCGAAGCCUACAAGCGCGUUCUGAGCGACAGUGGCGCAUCGCAACCCGUCCAAGAUGAUCACGACAAGCGAAUCGUGCACGAAACACUCAAUGGAAAUACAACUUACACGGGAAGCGUGGGCAAGAAGCAUGGUAUCAUUGACAAUCCUGCUGAUGUGGGAGGUCUUGAGGAUUUUCCUUCUGUCAGCCGCCCUUCCAGCUGGGAUGCUGAUGGCGAUGGCAUUGCAGACUGGUGGGAUGGUUCAACAGGUGGUGACGGAUACACUUCCAUCGAGGGAUACCUCAACUUCAUGGCUGAUCCUCACUCAUUCGUUGCGCCAUCCACGUCAGUCGAAAUUGACCUUGGUGUACUAGCUGCAGGCUUUGUGAAACCUAGCUUUUCUAUCGAUGGCGCCACAAAAGGAUCUGUAAAAGUCAGCGGUGGAAUUGCAACUUAUACUGCGAUGCAAACUGGGGUAGAUCGCCUUACGAUUUCAAUCGAGGAUGAAACUGGGAGCAAGUGGACACGAAUUGUUGGAGUUGCUAUUUUUGAAGGUGCAAAUGAUAUAUAA